Molecule: messenger RNA, 3022 nt
Organism: Miniopterus natalensis
Lineage: Eukaryota; Metazoa; Chordata; Mammalia; Chiroptera; Miniopteridae
Gene: BCAR3
Product: BCAR3 adaptor protein, NSP family member
Biological process (GO): small GTPase-mediated signal transduction; positive regulation of peptidyl-serine phosphorylation
Molecular function (GO): phosphotyrosine residue binding; guanyl-nucleotide exchange factor activity
Source: RefSeq, a predicted model, not a curated record
GGAAAGGCUGCUGAGGAGAUAAUGGUUUCGGCCGGAUCUCUUCAUUGAGGGGACAGCUAAAGCCCAAAGCCUCUUCUAAGAGCGGUUAGAAUUUCAUCAGAAAGCAAGUCUGGUCACAUGAGAAUUUCUGGCACUGUGUGCAUGGCAGGCUGGACACCAGCCGGCCAGAACUGAGUGAGUGGAUCGUAUUGGCUUCAGAGGAGGGGAAAAGUCCCAGCCUGGCCUGGGAGAAGGAGCUGGCUCACUCCCUGGGCCACUGGACUGCGGGCAGGCGCAGCACAGCUGCUGCGGAGCAACCGGGGCUCUGAUGCCCUGAGCCCCCUUUCUUUUAACCCUAAAGAAAGUGUGUGGUGCAGGGACUGAAGACUGAAAGAUGCCUAAGGAGUGCAAUGCUUUCCACGCCCUCUCGGCAGCUCUGUGCUGCUUCUAUCACCGCAAAUCUUUCCUUGGAGUCAAGUUCUCCAAGGAGAGGCAAGUCAUGGACAGAACCCCCGAGAGGCUGAAGAAGGAGCUGGAGGAGGAGCUGCUGCUGAGCAGCGAGGACCUGCGCAGCCACGCCUGGUACCACGGCCGCAUCCCCCGACAGGUGUCAGAAAACCUCAUGCAGCGAGACGGUGACUUCCUGGUCCGAGACUCUCUGUCCAGCCCCGGAAACUUCGUGCUGACCUGUCAGUGGAAGAACCUCGCUCAGCACUUCAAGAUCCAGCGGACGGUGCUUCGGCUCAGCGAGGCCUACAGCCGCGUGCAGUACCAGUUCGAGACCGAGAGCUUCGACUCCAUCCCCGGCCUGGUGCGCUGCUACGUGGGCAACCGCCGGCCCAUCUCCCAGCAGAGCGGGGCCAUCAUCUUCCAGCCCAUCAACAGGACGGUGCCCCUGCGGUGUCUGGAGGAGCGCUACGGCACCUCCCCUGGCCUGGCCCGCGAGGGCAGCCUCGUGGAGGGAAGGCCAGACGUGGCCAAGAGGCUGAGCCUCACCACGGGCAGUGUCCAGGCCCGGGAGCCGAGCUUGCCCAGAGGAAACCUCCUCAGAAAUAAAGAGAAGAGCGGCAGCCAGCCCGCCUGCCUGGAUCACAUGCAGGACCGAAGAGCCUUAUCCCUCAAAGCCCACCAGUCGGAGAGCUACCUGCCGAUUGGCUGUAAGAUGCCCCCUCAAUCCUCAGGUGUGGACACAGGCCCCUGCCCAAACUCACCUGUUUUCAGGACGGGCAGUGAGCCCACCCUGAGCCCGGCAGUGGUUCGGAGGGUCUCCUCGGACGCUAGGGCAGGAGAGGCGCUGAGGGGCUCAGACAGCCAACUGUGCCCAAAGCCACCCCCCAAGCCCUGCAAGGCACCCCUCCUCAAGGCUCCCCCAUCUCCGUCCACCUGGCUCAAGUCAGAGGCCAACUACUGUGAACUGAACCCAGCCUUGGCCACAGGCUGUGACAGGGGAGCGAGGCCACCCAUCUGCACCCAGGACAGCUAUGUGGAGCUGCUGAAGGCCAAGCAGAAUGGGGCACUGGGUCCCCGGAACUCUGGCACCAACUACUUGAUCCUCGAUGACGACGACAGGGCAAGGCCUUGGGAGCCACCGGCAGCAGCGCAAAUGGACAAGGGGCAGGAUGACAAGGGCCAGUUCGUGACGCCCCUCCUGGAGACUGCCUCCUCGUUCAGACCCAAUGACUUUGAGUCGAAGCUCCUUCCUCCUGAGAACAAGCCCCUAGAAACAGCGAUGCUGAAGCGUGCAAAGGAACUGUUCACCAGCAACGACCCCAAGGUCAUCGCCCAGCACAUGCUGAGCGUGGACUGCAAGGUCGCUAGGAUUCUAGAAGUCUCGGAAGAGAUGAAGAAGAACAUGGGCGUGAGCUCAGGGCUGGAACUCAUUACCUUGCCUUAUGGCCACCAGCUGCGUCUGGACAUAAUCGAAAGACACAGCACCAUGGCCAUUGGCAUUGCGGUGGACAUCCUGGGCUGCACGGGCACUUUGGAGGACCGAGCAGCCACCCUCAACAGGAUCAUCCAGGUGGCGGUGGAACUGAAGGACUCCAUGGGGGACCUCUAUUCUUUCUCGGCCAUCAUGAAAGCCCUGGAAAUGCCUCAGAUUACAAGGUUAGAAAAAACGUGGACGGCCCUGCGGCACCAGCAUACCCAGUCCGCCAUCCUCUAUGAGAAACAACUGAAGCCGUUCAGCAAAAUCCUGCACGAAGGCAGAGAAUCCACUUGUGUCCUCCCAAACAAUAUAUCAGUCCCCCUGCUGAUGCCUCUUGUGACCUUAAUGGAACGACAGGCUGUCACUUUUGAAGGCACUGACAUGUGGGAAAAAAAUGAUGAAAGCUGUGAAAUUAUUAUGAACCAUCUGGCAACAGCCCGACACAUGGCAGAGGCUGCACACAGUUACCAGGUGAAUGCCGAGAGGAUCCUGGAAGGUUUUCAACCAGAUGAAGAAAUGAGUGAAAUCUGCAAGACUGAAUUUCAAAUGCGAUUGCUAUGGGGCAGCAAAGGUGCACAAGUCAAUCAGACAGAGCGAUACGAGAAAUUCAACCAGAUUUUAACAGCCCUCUCACGUAAACUGGAGCCUCCUCCUGUAAAGCAAGCAGAGCUUUGAUAACUCUCUAGAGAACCUUAGGGUAUCACUUCAAGCUUCUCCAGUUUCUUCUUUGGAAAAGCUUAUCAUUUGAAAAAGAUGUGCAAAAUCUGACAAUGUACAAGCUUUUAGUAUCCACAGGAUAUUAAACAUGUAAAUUGCACAGAGCAUACUUAUUUAUGAAUUGUUUAAAAUUACUACUGAUUUUUUUAAAUGAAUGAUAAUUUAUUGUUAAGGUAACUAUUGCUAAUGUUGAUCAGCAAAUUCAAGAGAUGACCUAGCUGUGUUGACCGGUUGCUUUUUAUUACUGAGGUAUUUGACCAUCUUAGUUUUAAUUCCAUAUUAGAAAAUUGUAAAUAGAAUUUAAAAGCAUGAAACAUUUCAGAAGGUAUCAGUUGUAUGAUAUUCUUUAAAUAUGAAAACAUGUAAAUAGUCAUGAAAAUAUAUCUUUUUGUGAAACAG